CCUUCCUUGUCUCUGUGCUUUCCGUCUCCCUCUUGUCCUUCUGUCCUGCGGUCUUUCCUGGUCCCUCCUCUCCCCUCCCUUCCAGGUCCCUCGGCACAUCGUCCCCUUGUGUCUCCCUCCAGCCCGCUUCUCCUCCCUCCAGCUGGCUCCUGCUUUCUCCACUUUUCAUUCUGGCUCCCUCCUGCCAACUCAGUGGCUUCCCACAGCGGGAAAUGAAAGGGACGAGCUGGGAGAUGGGGAUUCUUUAUCUUUGUUCAGGAGCCUAAGGUUGCUUGCUGAUCAUAAGAAGAUGAUUCUGUGGCUCUUUCUGGUUCUGUCAUCUCCAGUUUCUUCUACAACUGCAGAUGCUGAUAUAUCUGUGGAAAUUUGCAAUGUUUGCUCCUGUGUGUCAGUUGAGAAUGUACUCUAUGUCAACUGUGAGAAGGUUGCAGUCUACAGACCAAAUCAGCUUAAACCACCAUGGUCUAAUUUUUACCACCUCAACUUUCAAAACAACCUGCUAAUUAUUCUAUACCCAAAUUCCUUUCUUAAUUUCACACAUGCAGUGUCCUUGCAACUGGGUAAUAAUAAGUUACAGAACAUUGAGGGAGGGGCCUUUAUGGGUCUUAGUGCAUUAAAACAGUUGCACUUGAACAACAAUGAAUUAAAGAUUCUCCGGGCUGACACUUUCCUUGGCAUAGAGAACUUGGAGUAUCUCCAAGCUGACUACAAUUUAAUCAAGUUUAUUGAACGGGGAGCCUUCAAUAAGCUUCACAAGCUGAAAGUCCUGAUACUUAAUGACAAUCUGAUUUCAUUCCUUCCCGAUAAUAUUUUUCGAUUUGCUUCUCUAACCCAUCUGGAUAUACGGGGGAAUCGAAUACAGAAGCUUCCGUACAUUGGAGUUCUGGAACACAUCGGGCGAAUUGUUGAAUUGCAGCUGGAAGACAACCCCUGGAAUUGUACCUGUGAUUUGUUGCCUUUGAAAGCCUGGCUGGAGAACAUGCCCUACAACAUCUACAUUGGAGAGGCUAUCUGUGAAACACCCAGUGACUUGUACGGAAGGCUGCUGAAGGAAACCAAUAAGCAGGAGCUGUGCUCCAUGGGGACGGGGAGCGAUUUUGACGUGCGCAUCCUGCCUCCCUCGCAGCUGGAGCCCGGUUACAGCACGCCCAACGGCCACACCACUCAAACAUCAGUGCACAGAUUAGUCACAAAGCCGCCAAAGACUACAAACCCUUCGAAGAUCUCGGGGAUAGUAGCAGGCAAAGCGCUGUCCAAUCGCAAUCUCAGUCAGAUCGUAUCUUAUCAGACCAGGGUGCCUCCUUUAACUCCUUGUCCGGUCCCUUGCAUUUGCAAAACUCAUCCUUCAGACUUGGGAUUAAGUGUAAAUUGCCAAGAGAGAAACAUAGAAUCGAUGGCCGAACUCGUACCGAAACCUUUCAAUGCCAAGAAACUGCAUGUAAAUGGCAAUUACAUUAAGGAUGUGGAUACUACAGAUUUCGCUGAGUUUGAGGGGCUGGAUUUGCUCCACUUAGGCAGCAAUCGGAUUUCAGUGAUCAAGGGAGAUGUUUUCCGCAACCUUACAAAUUUACGGAGAUUGUAUCUCAAUGGCAAUCAGAUAGAGCGUCUGAGCCCUGAAAUGUUCGCUGGCCUCCACAACUUGCAAUAUCUGUAUUUGGAAUACAAUGUUAUCAAAGAAAUCCUAGCAGGCACCUUUGACUUAAUGCCAAAUUUGCAGUUGCUCUACCUGAACAACAAUCUUCUGCGAAGCUUGCCAGCGUAUAUUUUUGCUGGUGCACCACUUGCUAGACUGAAUCUGAGGAACAAUCACUUCAUGUAUUUACCUGUAAGUGGUGUUCUCGAUCAGCUAAAAUCUCUUACACAAAUAGAUUUGGAAGGUAAUCCGUGGGACUGCACUUGUGAUUUAGUUGCUUUAAAACUGUGGCUUGAAAAGCUAAGUGACGGUAUUGUGGUGAAGGAGUUGAAAUGUGAAACGCCCGUGCAGUUUGCUAACAUAGAACUUAAGUCUCUGAAAAAUGAGAUCCUCUGCCCUAAACUUUUAAACAAGCCAUCUGCUCUAUUCACUAGUCCCAUGCCUGCUGUUACUUUUACAACACCACCGGGACCAGUCCGGAGUCCUCCUGGUGGCCCAGUUCCAUUGUCCAUCCUAAUCCUAAGCAUAUUGGUUGUGCUGAUUUUAACAGUGUUUGUUGCUUUUUGUCUCCUUGUUUUUGUGCUUCGGCGCAACAAAAAACCAACCAUAAAGCAUGAAGGGAUUGGAAACCAGGAGUGCAGUUCUAUGCAACUGCAGCUAAGAAAGCACGAUCACAAGUCGAACAAAAAAGAUGGACUGGGUGCAGAGGCCUUCAUUCCUCAAACCAUUGAGCAGAUGAGCAAAAGUCAUACCUGUGGCUUGAAAGAGUCUGAAACAGGCUUCACGUUUGCUGACCCACCAGGGCAAAAAGUCAUUCUGAGAAAUAUGAAUGACAAGGAGAAAGAUUUAUUGCAUGUGGAUACCAGAAAAAGACUUAGCACAAUCGAUGAACUGGAUGAGUUAUUCCCUGGGAGGGAUUCCAAUGUAUUUAUUCAGAAUUUUCUUGAAAGUAAAAAAGAAUACAACAGCAUAGGGGUCAGUGGCUUUGAAAUACGUUACCCAGAGAAACUGCAAGACAAAAAAAACAAGAAAUCUCUAAUAGGUGGUAAUCAUAGUAAAAUUGUAGUAGAACAAAGAAAAAGUGAAUAUUUUGAACUAAAAGCUAAACUUCAGGGUUCACCUGACUACCUACAAGUCCUUGAAGAACAAACAGCUUUGAAUAAAAUAUAGGUCAUACAAUC
This is a messenger RNA of Hirundo rustica (Barn swallow), 2814 nucleotides long. It is a transcript of the gene SLITRK4, whose product is annotated as SLIT and NTRK like family member 4. Gene Ontology annotation, biological process: axonogenesis; positive regulation of synapse assembly; regulation of presynapse assembly. The record is from RefSeq and is a predicted model, not a curated record. NCBI's taxonomy places the organism in Eukaryota, Metazoa, Chordata, Aves, Passeriformes, Hirundinidae. Gene Ontology annotation, cellular component: glutamatergic synapse; membrane. Gene Ontology annotation, molecular function: protein binding. The transcript is spliced from 2 exons. Bases 290 to 2803 code for a protein of 837 amino acids.